AAGAAAGGGUUAACUAGGGUCUUCGACUUUAUCUAAAACAGUUCUCUGUGGGUCUCUCCCGAACCAUCUUAAUUCCUCCACUAAUUAAUGCUUACUACUAUAUAUGUGUAAUGAUCCAUAACCCAGAAAUUAAGCAGCAUACCCUACAAGCUUGGAAUCACUUGCAGAUCAAGAGUUCUGGAUCGCCUUGUUGCUCUCACAGCUCGAUUUCAAGCAAAUUGGAUUUUGCUCAUUAACUAAUUAAUUCAUAUACAUGGCUUUCAUCAUGUCUCCUGUCUACUGGAGAUCCAUGGCGAGUCGCCAGCUGGGAGCGAUCAGGAGAUCGGGAUUUGUCCCUGCCCUUGAUUUGGGUCAUCACCCUCCUCAAGCCACCAAGCCAAGGUCGAUGAAGGGUGAGCGGGUGCCGGCGUACGUGGCUGUGGGGAUGAUAGCGGUGUCGACAUCUCUAGGACUCUUCACGGCGAUGCAUCAGCUGAAGCGCGCCCCGGACGUGGCGGUGAGGAAGUCGAGAAGGGAGACGGUCCCGGAGGUGGAAGACCCCGAUCGGGUGGUGGAAGACGCCGGCAAGUUCAUCAACAAAUCACUCUUCCGAAAGGUGGCGCGGAUCCACCCCCGUGGUCAUGCUCCCGCUGAAUCUCUCGUCAGGCAGCCGCACGUGGAGACACUGAAGUCGGUUCGCGUGGAUCCCAGGAUGCAUUGAUCUAUAUAAAUAUAUAAUAAUAAUAUUAUAAAAGCACGACGGCUGUAAGCAGAACCCUAUGUAGAGAUGAAUCCGCGAUAAGUAACGGUCGGUCUGUCUGUCUGCGAGUUUGUUCAGUUUCAUUGACAUGUACGUACAUCACAUUACUACACUACUAAUGGGUACGAACAUCUUGGUGAUGACACUAAUUAUGCGUGUUACUUUGUACGUGUAUGCAUAUAUAAGAUUGAAUAAGAAAUAAAGUUGGUUUGCUCCCCUCCCCUGCCC
Molecule: messenger RNA, 967 nt
Organism: Diospyros lotus (date-plum)
Lineage: Eukaryota; Viridiplantae; Streptophyta; Magnoliopsida; Ericales; Ebenaceae
Exons: 4
Coding region: 254-700 (148 amino acids)
Source: RefSeq, a predicted model, not a curated record